AACCGUGCGCUCGACACAGCAGGAACGGAUCGGUAGGCGGUGGACAGAGAGGAGUGGAUCGAUCUAGGCGCGCGAUGCGGGCGAUGGUCUGCGAGGGUCCGGCGCGCUCGAGGGGAUCCAGGCGAGGCGCGCGAUGCGCGUGACCCGGGGGCGACGAAGGAGCCGCCGGCCUAACCCGGAUCAGGCCUAACCCCAGAAGACCGGAGUCCGGAGCAGACAGAUCUCCGGGGGGAGGGAAAUGGAGCAGCUGCUGGGAGCUCAGCAGCACUCCCACUCCUCCCUGUCCCCGAGGACCCCGCCGACCCGGCCGCACCUCCAGCACGCCGCCUCCAACCGGUUCCGGGAUCACCACCAGCCCCAGCCCCACGCCGGGCUCAAGAUCCUCCGCAUCACCCCGCCCUUCUUCCUCCUCCUGCUCGCCGCCGUCUACCUCCUCGCCUCCGUCACCAUCCUCUCCGCGCCGGCGCCCCUGCUCCGCGCCCCCAGGAAGCCCGACAGGCUCGUCGUCCCCACGCCCGCGCCGGUGCCCCCCUCGCGGCCGCCCUCCCCGGAGCUGCUCGAGCUCGACAACGGCAGGGUUCGCGCCAGGAUCAGCAAUGUCGGCGCCGCCGUCACCUCGCUGCUUGUCCCGGACAAGAACGGGGUUCUUGCUGAUGUGGUGCUUGGAUUCGACUCCCUGGAUCCGUACCUGAAUGGCACCUCGCCUUACUUUGGCUGCAUUGUUGGGCGAGUUGCAAAUAGAAUCAAGGAUGGAAAGUUUACUUUAAAUGGCGUGCAAUAUAGUUUGGGCAUCAACAACCCACCUAACACUCUUCAUGGUGGAUUUAAAGGGUUUGAUAAAGUCAUAUGGGAAGUCGCUGAAUAUAACAAAGGGAAGACCCCAUCAAUCACCUUAAAAUAUUAUAGUAAAGAUGGAGAGGAAGGUUUCCCAGGUGAUGUUUCUGUUACUGCCAGAUAUUCUCUUCCAUCAAGCAUGGAGUUGAAGCUAGAGAUGGAGGCUACACCUUUGAACAAGGCCACACCUGUCAGUUUAGCACAACACACCUACUGGAACCUGGCAGGCCACGACUCUGGAGAUGUGCUUGCACAUUCUAUCCAGAUACGGGGAUCUCAGAUAACUCCAGUAGAUCAAAUUUCAAUACCCACAGGCGAGUUUAUGCAAGUGAGUGGCACGCCAUUUGAUUUUCUGUCUGAGGCUGAGAUUGGCGAAAGGAUCGGCCAAGUCCCUGGUGGUUAUGAUCACAACUAUGUGCUUGAUGAUUCUCGCGAAGUGAAGUCAGGCUUGCGGCAUGUGGCUAAGGUGACAGAUCCGUCAAGCUUUAGGGUCCUAAACAUUUGGGGGGAUGCUCCUGGAGUGCAAUUCUACACUGGUAAUUUCCUUGCUGGCAUUGUGGGGAAAGGAGGUGCAGUCUAUGGGAAGCACGCAGGUCUCUGCCUUGAGACGCAAGGUUUCCCAAAUGCGGUCAACCAACCUAAUUUUCCAUCAGUGAUCGUUCGUCCUGGUGAGAAGUACAUGCAUACAAUGCUGUUUGAGUUCUCUACCAAGUGAACUAGCUCUUGUAGAGAUACACCUUUUUUUCCACGUCCUUUUCUUUUUCUUGUCUUAAGUUAUGAAUUUCUGACAGUGUUAGAUAAUACUAGCAGUAAUUAGGAAUGAAAGACACCAUUUUUUCAUAGGUAAUGUUCCUUGUGACUGGUAACUGUUGUGAAUUGGCGACAUAUUAUACAGGAUUAGCAAUUCUAGCACGGAGUAUGUAAGGAAAGAGGAAGAGAACAAACCAUUUUUCCGAGGGAUUUUGGUUGUACCA
This is a messenger RNA of Triticum aestivum (bread wheat), 1808 nucleotides long. Its product is annotated as galactose mutarotase. The transcript has 5 exons. Bases 239 to 1549 code for a protein of 436 amino acids. The record is from RefSeq and is a predicted model, not a curated record. NCBI's taxonomy places the organism in Eukaryota, Viridiplantae, Streptophyta, Magnoliopsida, Poales, Poaceae. Gene Ontology annotation, molecular function: carbohydrate binding; aldose 1-epimerase activity. Gene Ontology annotation, biological process: beta-D-galactose catabolic process via UDP-galactose, Leloir pathway; glucose metabolic process.